CAACUGUCCUGCGGCCCAAUUAGAAGGCCAAUUAAACACGAAGGCAGAGUCCGACAAACAGAAAGGAAGCCGAAAGACAAAUUCCCUUGAAGCGAAGAAAUCUUUUUUUUGAUAGAAUAAAUUGAAUCAAGGAAGAGCAACCGGAGAAGGAGAGUGAGAGUUCAGCGACAGAGAAACAGGGAGCGGCAGCCAUGGAGGGUAGCAUUAGCAACAGCGGCAGCAACGAGGACUUCGCAGUGGGUUGCAUGCUCUCCAUCAAAACCACUUUAGGCGACGAAUUCGACGGCCAAGUCAUCACCUUCGACCGCCCUUCCAACAUCCUCGUCCUUCAAGAGGGAUCCAAACCUGGGCCGAGGAGGAACAUACGGUUCCUGAAGACGAAUUACAUCAAGGAGUUCUCUUUUUUAGGUCAAUCGGAAGACCCACUUGACAUCAAGAAGUGUUAUAUCGAUCUCCAGAGCCUCCAGGAUCGCGAGGAACUAGCGUUGAGGCAAGCUGAAGCAGAUGCCGAGAGAAUUGGAGUUGGUGUCACUACUGAGGCCCAGGGUAUCUUUGACGCCUUGUCUAAGACGCUUCCAGUUCGCUGGGACAAGACCUCUAUAGUUGUUAUGAAUGAAGUGCGAGUCAGUAGCCCUUAUCUUCCUGAAAAUGUUAUUGGAGGAACUCCUGCUGCUAACGACCGGGUGAAAAAAGUGCUUGAGCUGGAGAGGAGAAGGUUGCAAACUCGCCCGUGAAGAUCAAAUUUUUGGGAUCCUGUGCAAUGUCUUCGAAAGGCUGCCUAGUUGGGCAAAGAAAUGCGGUGUGGCUCGUUGCUACACUCUGUGUGAGCAAAGCAUGUUUCAGUAACCUCCCUAACCGUAGCUCAUUUUGCAUUUCAAUCAUACUGCUGAAGCAACUGGGGAUUUGUCAUAGCUGAGUUUCUCAUAACAUUUUUAGUUGGUCUUCUUUCGGUGCCCUCUUGAGAGGUUCUAUUGUGUAUGAUUUUCAAACUGCUGAGGGGUUGCAGCUCUUUCUUUGGCGGAGUUGGAUUGAUAUCAUAGGCACAAGAAAUAAAUGUCUGGUUCUUACAUUCUCUUGGUGUCGGAUAAUCUCGUUGAGUUGGUUUGAGGCUUGAGCAUGCAUUGCUUGGCCUUGGCGCCUGGCGGAAUGAGAUGUUGGUUCCAGUUUGCUCCAUCCUUCUUCAUGGUUUUAGAUCUCAGGAUUAUCAGCACCUUUAUGAGAUUAUGAAGUUCCCUAAGUUACACCUCUAAUUCAUUGGCUGCUUAUUAUCCCACAAGAGUAAUAAUUGAAGCAUCCAUCAAAGAAAUCAAGAACACAGACUGUGAUGGC
This is a messenger RNA of Linum tenue, 1329 nucleotides long. NCBI's taxonomy places the organism in Eukaryota, Viridiplantae, Streptophyta, Magnoliopsida, Malpighiales, Linaceae. The record is from the annotation of a GenBank genome assembly.